GUGGAUUGUUAUCGCGAGAAUUACACCACCGACAAAAACCAUGGGGAGGACCGGAAUGUGAGUCUUUUCACAGCUGUUUAGAAAAGGUAGAGAUUUAUGUUACCUCUGGAAACCAUACAUUUACGUUUCCAUGUGGUUCUUCUGUAUUUAUGAUUCUACAGGAGUUGUUAAUGGUUCAAAAUGAUGCCAUUUGAACUAAACCGGGGGAAAAUGUUGGCGAAAGUGUUUCAGUGUAGUGUUAGGACCGAUGGGUUUUAGUUGUCAGUUAUUUAGAUACAAACAUUGACUUGAGUCUUUGAGUCUAGAAAUAUUGUUAUUUGCUCAUCUGGAAGUGUAGUGAGAAAUGUGAGGAUAAACAACACGAUAGACUCCACGUGCACUUUGGGCUACACUGUGGAACGUCAAAUACCGACGCAAUCGUGUUGUUUCGUUCGUGAACGAUUCGUUUAAAAGAUCCGAAUCUUUGAAAUGAACGUACUGAACCUAAUCAUUUAUCGUUUCUCAUUUCAGUUGAGCUGAAGUGAGAAACAGCAUUGCCAGGCUAGCAGCCGGCAAAAGAGGGACGACAUGCACCGACGCCUGAAUCACUAGGUGAACAAAUCACGCAUUGAACUACACUCUCUGAAAUAAUUUUUGUCGGACAGAGCCACCUCUUUUUUACUGCUGAAUUGCCACCACUGCAGCAUCCUAUCAUUGCAGCGGUUUGCGAGGGAACGGUGACUGUUCAGUGUGAAUUCUUCUAAAUGUUCAGUAAACGAAUCACUCACUGACCCCAAUUUACCGAGCAGACCUGAUAAAUAGCAUACCUUAAGACAGUACACUUUAAACGUCAUGACUUAUAAACAAGUUCAUCCUUACACGCCUAUUUGCUAAAGCAACACAGCCAAACAAUCUCGUCUCCCGGUGCCAGAAGCUAUAAAUUGAACCGAAUCCUGAAAUGUUCAGCUGUGUAUUAGUUCAGGAGGUCAGAGUCGAAGGCUUCUCCCGCUAAAAGAUUCGGUGAUUUGAUGAACGAAUCUUUUUAGUGAACUGAUCCUAGUGAUUCAGUACAUCUAAAACAACUGCCGUGCCCAUCACUACGACGCAACAUCCGGGUACUCUAAAUUGAUGCUUAGGUUUGCGAGAGGUGUGCUUUGGCAGUCUGCUUGCUACCUGUCUAAAUAUGCAGUAUGGAGGUAAGGUACAUAAGAGAAAAACACUCAACUAUAACUGACUUAAAUGAGCUAAUAAUGUAUAAUUUGGACUCCCCAGCAUGCCCUGUGAGGUGAAGCCCAGGUUUGUGGUUCUGUACGGGUCUCAGAAAGGACAAGCCCAGUCCAUAGCUGAAGGGAUAGCUGAGGAGGCAGAGGAGCACGGACUAGUUGCUGAACUCAGCUGCUUGAACCAGAAUGAAAAGGUAAACACAACACAUUAAAGCUGUUCUUGAAAGCAGCAUAUCUGUUAAAUCCUCCUGCUGAAUGUCUUGGACACUGUAAGUCAUAUAGGGGAGAGUGGGGUAAGUUGAGCCAAAGGGUAAGUUGUCUCAUCUUACCCCACUCUCCCCUCUUUGGUUUUAGUACAAUUUAGAGAAGGAGAAAGCCCCAGUGGUGUUUAUUGUAUCUACUACUGGAGACGGAGAACCACCAGACAAUGCCCUCCAGUUUGUCAAGUGCAUCAAGAAGAAGACCCUUCCCACUGACCACUAUUCACAUCUAUGCUAUGCACUCUUAGGUAAGUUUUUAGCCAUAUAGUGGACAGUGAUUUGCACUUACAGCUGUGAAAUAUUGCCGCGAUGAUCAUGGCACUGUGUUGACUGUCUAAACAAUUGUUGACUCAAAGCAUAGUCAUCCAUUUCUCUUGUGUAUUCCAGCUUUAGGAGACACAAAUUAUGCAAAUUUCUGCAACUGUGGGAAGACAAUCGAAGGUCGAUUACAGGAACUUGGAGCCAAACAGUUCUAUGCAACAGGAUAUGCAGACGAUGGUGUAGGGUAAGUUCAGUGUUUUCACAGUGCCAACCACCUAGUCUCUGUCUCCUAUUUUGUUAUUCUGCUAUGUGAAAUCUCACAGACUUUGUGCUCUCCAGGCUGGAGUUGGUAGUGGACCCUUGGCUUGAAAGUCUAUGGAAAGCCAUUAAAGCAGCCUUAUCAAAAAUGGCUUCUGAUAGCACUGGUUUACUGACAAGAGAAGCAGAGGAUUCACCAAAGGAAGCCCCUGAUUCAUCCACUCCAGAUGUCCAACUAAGCCUCUUGAGCAUCACUGACCAACACGACCAUAAUUCAGCCAAAUCAUCAGCCGAGGUUGCCUCCAAAUUUGCAUCUGCCGUCUCAUCCUCAGUUUUAGCUUCUACUACACAGACUACUGUUACUGAUCUGGGGCCAGCUACUCCUUCGGGAAAUGACAGGUUGCAGUCCCAGCGUCAUGAUGCUGCCAGUGUUUCUACAUCAAAACCAGAGACUCAAACCACGGAUGCUGGAGUUUCCCAUGCUGCUCUGGCAGCCUCACUGACACACUCCCUGCCACCGCUAUCUGAGUCUGCUCUUAACGUUCCUGCUCUGCCUCCUCCCUACUUGGAUGUGUCUCUUCAGCAAGUGGACUUUGUAGAACAGGUAAGGAAUGGUACCCCUGAUAAAACCAGUAUUCGUGCCAUAUUUCACCCUUCAUCUUUCAAAUCUUUUCCCUCAGCCUGAUGGACCUGUGAACAAAGAGUCUCUCUGUGAGGUACCUGUAUCCAAGGCAGUUCAGCUUACCACAGGAGAUUCAGUCAAAACAGCUCUUCUCAUACAGCUAGACACCUCUGUAAGUGUGAAAUAUUAAUGAGAUUUUCUAAUUUUGCAGCUUAGAGAUGAACAUAGAGGCACUUUAAACUCAACAUGCUUGUUUUUCAUUCUUAGGCGUAUCCUGAGAUGACCUAUCAGCCAGGGGAUUCGUUUGAUGUUUUCUGCCCAAAUAGAGCCUCUGAGGUGGAGGACAUGCUCCACAGAUUGGCUCUCCAUGACCAGAGAGACCAUCAGGUGCACAUAUCUCUGCGUAAAGACACUAAAAAGAAAGGUAAACACAUCCUCAGUGUACUUUGAAUAACAAGCUCUACGAGAAAGGAGUAUUGCGCUUGAAACGCAUCUAUCUCGACCCGCCUUCUGCUCUCUUCCCUGGUUAUAGGUGCUCAAGUGCCUCGUGACAUCCCCCAGAACAUUUCUCUGCUGUUUCUGCUCACAUGGUGUCUGGAAAUCAGAACUGUUCCUAAAAAGGUACGGUCUGUCCCUCUUCUCUGUUGUUUUGAACAAGGCCAACUACACUGACAAUGAAAUGUGAUAUACUAGCUGUUGCAAAAAUUGGGAAAAAGAAAUUGGAAUUUAUUUGAGGAAAAUCAAGUGUUCAAGACGCUUUACACAGUCAUAGAAAAAUAACACAAGUAAACAUUAUUACCUGGCUGUCUUGCUAAUCACCCAACUAUGUUAAAUACUUGAUUCCAAUUGGACUAAACUCCAUAAUAAAAGUGAUCCAUCCAGAGUAGCCCGAGGGACAACUUGAAAAACAUAUCAAUCUCCAGGAAGGGGUUAUUUCACAUCUAGUGAACUGUUUAUGACUUCACCCCUUCCCGUUGACAGUGAGACAGACACAUUACUUUCAGAAAGCAGUGGCAGACAAUGUAGAGAGCACAUAACUUUAGAUUGACAGUUAAAGCCUGAAAAGAAGAUGAGAAGUAGGAUAACAGUGCAAAAAUUAGCACAAGAUGUCAAAACACACUAGGAGCUAAGUGAAAGAGAUGGAAGAGAAGAGAAACUAAGCACCAACAAACUGGCAGUGUUAGGGGACUGGUUGAGUGAGGAAAGAAAUGGCAAUGGUGAAGUUAGGGGGAAAGAGACCUCAAACAGGUGCUGCUGUUUUUUUUCCUCCAUCUGUUCAGAAUGCUGUCAGUAGCAACAUGCUCAUGCUAAGAUUUCACCAUGUUUGAAAAUGUUAAGUCCAGUAUGAUUGCUGACAACAGAGAAGAACAAUCUUUAGACUAUUAUAUAUUCAAUCUUCGUCAGUCUCCUGUUUUUUUUUUUCUUUCCUGAUUAUUACUUGUAUCUGUGAAGUUUAUCCAAAAAGCAGACUUUUUUUCACUGCUGAAUAUCCACCAAUUUUUAGCUGAUCAUCUAGCUUUAACUUUAUCUCACUGCAUCAAACUGGUUUGGAUGUAUGACUGUUGUUCUAGCCACCUAGUAAGAUGUAUGUGUGCUGAGUUAAAAAGCAUUGAUUGUCCAUAAAAAUAAUGUUUCUAGUAAUGAUUUAUCGUGCAGCCCAAGUACUCAAAUACUCCAUGAGCUCCAAGAAUUUACAAGGGAUAAUGGAUGAGCUUGACACACUGUUAUGGGCUCAAUAUGCUUUGUAGUGUAGCUGUUAAAGCUUACAUUCUGGUCCAGGUAAAGUAGAUAAACACAUUUGGUGUAUGUCAUAAAAGCUAUGAUCUCUUAUCCCGGCCUCACUUUUGGCAGGCGAUUCCAUGUGCAUGAGCUUAUCCUCAUUUGCAAACAUACACAGCUUUCUUUAGAAUAUUAGAAAAUGCAGCGACUGUGGCUAAUCAACUUCUGCACCCUUGUGUGUUCUUUCCCCAAAUUAAAAAGUUAAUGAAUAUAUUUGUUUUGCAGAUUAAAUAACUCAUUUAACAACUACAUUAUUGUCUGACCAAAAUGAAAACCAUUCGUUUGCCUCCAGCACAAGCUUCAUCAUUAGUUCACCACUCUGCGUAAACAGCACACUGAAUAAUGAGAGGGAGAUGAUUUGUAAAAUAGAAAAUAUGGCAACAAUCUAGUUCUUUCUUAAUAAAUAAAACAUUUUAAGAGAAGCGUCCUCAGAAUAUUAGAAAGCUUAAAUGUGGUUAAACAUAUUUAAAGAAGCUGAAGAUGGAGCCAUUUAGAAGGGGAUGAUUACUCUGGUUUCUACUCAGAUUUAAUAGGGGGAGCUUUUCAACUGUGUUUUACUACAUUAUAUGGUAAAACACAGUUGAUAUAUAGAGAGAUAUAUAACACACACACACACACACACACACACACACACACACACACACACACACACACACACACCAUAAUAGUAAUAAUUAUGACUGCCACUCGCAGUCACUUUCCAGCUGUAUUGAAUCCUUGUCUUUUUUGACUCUGUUAAAAAGAUGAUUUUUAGGUGAAAAAGUUGCCCUGAGACUUACAAGGCAGUUAGAGUUUUAUUUUACAACACCUGUCUGUGUAACACAAGCAGUUAAUCUGUUCUACUAAAGCAUUUACAACCUCCAUAAUCUUUAUACUCCAUGAUUUUUAGCGUAGUGAAAGAAAAGCACCUCAGCUGCUCGGAAAGUACAAUUUUCAAUAAUUUAUUUAACAGCAUAAAAUUCAGUACAAUAACUCGGCAUGGUUCGUUUUUUCUACUCAGACACAUGUGUUUUAUUAAAACUGAAGCUAAUCAGAGUGUCAGCCUGAUACUGACACUCUUUUUUGACGUUAGUGUUGAAGUGUUUUCAGUACAGGAUGUAUUGUAGGAUUGGAGUGAUAACUCUUCCAGGGAAAGCUACAAGUAUAUACCAGUAAUCUCUCUUUACAUGCACUCAUAACUAUAAUGAAUCACUGAAAUUACAGCCAACACUUAGGCAUGACAAAUAUUCAGAGGUUGAGAUUACUAUAUCAGAGAGAUAAAUGGUUGUGGACGGACGUAAAAUUAAUCCAAAAGUUGUUCAGGAGUUUCGUUUCAAUAUUCUCCCUUGAUGCUUUUAAUCCUGUUAAUUCACAUCAAAGCCAACAAACAGAUUAACAAUAAUUGAUUCAAUGCCAGUAAAAGUGCAGCAGCAGCAGCCUUGCAUAAUUAUCAAAGUAACUGAUUGCAUUAAUUAAUUUAGAUGACUUUUUAAAAGGGUUUUAAGAAUGCCUGUUUGCCUUUAAAACUAAAUAGCAAUUAGACAGGGACAGCGAGUUUACUCUGCAAAAUAAAACUAAUGAAUCCCAUAAUUCCACCUACACCAAAUAAAAAAAAAUAUCAAAGGAACAAAAGAUGAAAAUGAAAAAAGAUCAUCUCUUCUGACAGUUGGUAGAAAAGCUUUAAGUCACUCAACAUCUGAUUUCUGCUUCCCAUCAGGCAUUUCUGCGAGCCCUGGUGGAGCAUACAGAGAACAGCGAGCAGAGGAGGAGACUGCAGGAGCUCUGCAGUAAACACGGCGCCGCAGACUACAACCUGUAUGUGAGGGACCCGAGCCUCAGCACUCUGGAGCUUCUCACAGCCUUCCCUUCAUGCUCUCCUCCUCUUAGCCUCCUCAUAGGUCAGAGUGCUUUCUGUUGAUAACUCACACGCUCACCUUUUUCAAAAUAUGACCAUAAAUAUUCAGAGUUUACUUCUACCUGGUUAGAUCUAUUACAGAACAGACAGCCUGGCGUUCACCAUCUGAAUUUACCAAACAUCACUUUUAUUUUUCAUUUUGGUUUUAGCAGAAUCUGCAGGUCACAGAGCUAAUGGACAUGUUUGAUGCAUUUCAUUUAUUCACUUCCUAAUGAGAAGACAAUCUAAUAUUCCUGCAUAAUUUGAGGGUGUUUUUUUUAAACACAUAACUUUAAUUGAUUCCACAUUUAAUUAAAUGCAGGUUUUAACUUUUGCCUGAGGCAAAUGCUAAAUCAUAGUGAUUGGCAUGAGAUUGGGAUUUAGACCGCACCUGUUCAAUUACCAGUAGAAUAAAUGACUUCACCUCUAUUUCUUUUACUUUUCACAAGACCUCAGGUUAUAAAAAAAGUUUGCCUUCUGUGUUUUUUUAAUGUAGUAAAUUGCAUCUGUCGGGUUUAUUUUGUCCAGUAGGGGUCACUGCAGCCCCAGUAGAGAGCCUAGUCCUGAGGCUGGUUUAGUCAGAGCAUUUAAUCACAGUGAAUGGUCAGAGAGUGUACUUCAGAGGGCUCCCCAAAGGAUCAACACUCAUUUCCUUCCCUCAAAUUCAAGAACAUGUAGCUCCAAUUUGUUUUUUUCUUCUCAGUGUUAGAGUGAAUAAAAAGCCAAUAUUGUAGCUGCGAGACAAGAGAAAGUUUCUCUGUUAGUUCAUUAUUUCUCUCUUUGCUAAUAAUAUUGAUCACGUUUUGCUGCUGUUGACCAUCUCUGCCAUUCCUCCCUUGACCCCUGCAGCCAACUGUCCACGGAAAACUAACAUUUUCUCACUGCUCAUUAAGAUAGUUGGCCGGCCAUUCAGUAUGGAUCUAAUAAGCUUUGACUGAAACUUAACAGACAGUGAAAUUAGUUGGCUACAGCUUAGCAUGCAAGUUGAGUCGCCCUCUAAAACAGCUGCGUCACAGCUCUCGGCUACCCCGGUGUCGGUUAUUUUUGGUCGACUUGCCAACCGCAGCACCUUUUUUUCUUGUGGUGAAGUGAUGCAGAAAUUGGGAAUUGCGGCGAUCUCGCCCUGGUGAAUAAUGUGCCGCUGGAGGCCCUGCGGGGCAACAGCUGUUAUUUCAGGAACAGGGGAGGCGUUCAGCGGUGGGCCACCAAGCUUCGCAAGGACACAGGCACACAGGGUCAGUUAAGAUCGUAGGUUAAUGGUCAACUCUGACUCAGAGUUUAAAAGCACGCUGCUGCAUUUUUGCACCUUUCCUGGUUCAUUAACCCGACCUGAGGGAGGAGGAGGUGUUUGCUGAUCAGAGUUUAUGCUGUUAUACACUAAAUAUAAAUAAUGAGGAGAGAUGUGUGGAAGUGCGAGUGUCUUUGGACAAGUGCAUGCUGGGUACAAAAGUUAAUGCUGGGCAUAAAUUGUGAAAGAUACCUUCUUCCUAGAGUCAGCUCUCUUGUUGUUAUACGGCCUAUUGUUUCAGAUGAAAACUUUGGGGUCACAGCCCCUGGGAGCUCAAUCCUGUCCAUGAGCAUCUUUUUCAAUUUACUUUACUGCAAGGCUCAAAUGAAACUCUACUAUGGUGCAGUUUUAUAAUUUUUUUCCUUCUAAAGGUGCAGUGCGCAGAAUUUAAUGGCAUUUAGCAGGACAGACUUGGUAGAAAAGGAAUGCUAUAUCCAUCAGUAUGUUAGACUUUACUUGUAUGUUGACACACAACAAGGCCUGCACACAUUUUUAUAUUUGUGAAUGGCCACCAAAAGUGCACUUGUUGGAAGCAGGAAAAGAUAGAGUGGUUGUUGUGCACAUUAGCACCUGUUGUGAUGGACAGUUUUGAUGAUCCAACUUGACAAAUGCAGGAUAAUACUUGUUAUGCCUCACAGCAGCUGUGACGCAUGAUGCCUGAUCUUUUCCUCAAGGGCCACCAUCACUUCAUUAAUGGGAGGGGUGAGCAAGGAAACUUUAAAUCUAAAAUCUGACAGGCAGAUAUUCCUUUUUCUACCCUCUACAACUGAAGAACAUAAAAGACAGUAAAACAAAGAGGUAAAGAGAAGUGAAGCAGAUCUGUCUGUGUUCACUCUCCUGGUUGGUUUGAAAUUAAAAAUGAGAUGUCCUGGUCACAGAUAAAGCACUGCCUAUCACAUAUAUAUCUUCAGACACUGAAGAUGUAAUAAAAUGCUGCUGAAAACUUUUUUAAAUGGUUGCAGAGGGCCAUGAGCUUUGAAAAUCUUGAAAGACGCUAUUUGCAAGUUUAAAAAAGGAGAACAAAAUCCUCCCAGGAGGAACUCAUCUUAAUGCUUUAAUGCUAACAACCUUUGUAAUUCUCUCUUUGUGCGAUCUACACAAAGAAACUACUGGUAUAUCUUUAAGAGUAAAACUUUUACGUUCAACCACAUUGCUAUCUCAUUUUGUUCCACUAAAACGGUACCUAUGCAUAUAAAUUGCAGCACAGAGAGACUUCUCAGAUGGGAUAGAUGAUAUUGUUGUGCAGUAUGAUCGAUGAUACCCCUGAAAAUGCUCAUUUUCUGAAAAACAUAUCAGGGACCCUGAGACUGUAUUUUUUGGGACAGAGACCUUCUGUUGCAAUACAUAUUUUACGAUGCGUCCUCAAGCCACUCACUGCAACAAUAAAAAACAAAGCUUUGCACUCAGAGGUUUUAAAAGUGAUAUAUCCUUUUGUAUCCAGCAGCGGUAUCAUCAUGGUGCAGUGAUGUGAGAUGAUGGAUUGAUCGUCCUCUGUUUCGGACAUGUGCUGUCACUCUGAGACAGAAAAGCAGCAGCCUGAGCACUAUGCUGCAGCAGAGGAUUGUGUUGACGUACAUGAUACACCCUCUGAUGGAGAGGUGUGUGUUUCCUCUGAUGGAAAGCAUUUCUAGAUCUCUUGUAUUUUAUUCCAAAGGAUUUUCGCCCCUCUGGGGUUACUUACCCACCUUUUAUGAGAAGCAUGAAUUAUUUUUUUCAUCUUUUUGAGCGUGUUCCUAAUUAUUUCAGAAAAUGUAUUUACAAAUGAGUUACUGUGAGUUGCAUCUACAGCACAAGAAUAUUGAUUAUAUUAAAUCAAGGCCGACGUGUAAUCUUGGGUCUCCUUGUAAAUUCGUGUGCCCUCUGGUCAUUAAUACAUUUUUGGCCUCCAUGUUUAAAGAUUUGAAUUUUUAUCUCUGACUGAAAGUUCUCCUCAUAAAAGUAAGCUCAUCUCCAUCUCUUCUUUUUAGCCCAAAAUACAGCUUCAUAUCAAACAUGACAUAUUAUUAAUUUGUCUUGUCUGUUAAUGAUAGACAGAAGAUUCACAAGUCUCUAAUAUGAGUUAAUUAUGUCAGCCCUCUAAUCUGCUUAAUUGUUUCUAUUUUACUCUUACAUGAGAGUACAGUUAAUUAAUAAUCUAACAAGUAGAUUAUAUCUGUCAUGUUUUAAUAAAUUAUAAUUGUCAUUGUUUUAAUUCUGAUCGCUUAAAGAGAAAAUGAUUAAGAAACCUUAUCAGUGAAAAUGAGUGCCAAAGACAUUCAGUUACAUUACACCAACUUUUAUGAUACUUUCCAACAGUUUAGUAUUAAUCUCUUCAUACAAGUCAAUCAUUUAUUCAAGCUUUAGUUCAUACAACUUUUUUUCCCCUCAUCAACGACUGCAAUCUCAAACUUUUGUGUGUGAACACCCAAAAAACGAACUUAUUUUCCAGACCACUGAGGAUGCACUUUGGGAAAUCUUCUUUCCUCCUUUCAGAGUGACUCCCAGACUCAUUUCAAGAUGUUAUGAUAAGCAAGCAAGUCUGAGAAGGAUGUAUGAAGAUCCUCACUUCUUUGAAAGAUUUGAGACCUUAUGGUUUCCUCCUAUUACACCAAUUUCUAUCUUAACACAUUCGUUUUUUAGACAUGCACAAUGUAAGCUCAAUAAAAGCUCUGAAUUUUUCUUAUCAAUAUCAGCAGCAAUGAAAAGUUCUGCUAACACUAUUAAUUCAAUUGUGCAUCUAAAAGAGCCUUAUCCUGGGUAGCACCAAGAGUUUCUGAAAAGUAAUAUUGGUCUUAUUAUCAGUGUGAGCCAUAUGAGGUUAAAAACAUCAGCAUAUUGCAUAAAAAUCCAAUAUCACGCUCCCUACUUUUGUGUAGUUUGCACACCCUCAGCAAGCUGUAUUGUUUUCUCAAUAUUAAGUUGUUUUUUUGGGGGUCAUCAAAGGUCCCUUAUAAUGAACGCAUCUAUAGAGUCCCCAAUCUAUACAUUCAGACGUACUUAAGUCACCCUCCAGUCCAGCAAUACUGAGAUUGUGGGAAGGUAAAAGCCUCUGUGUUGUCUCUUAAUUGAGCCCACAUACUUGGAAAAUGGCUCCUUUGGUGAUGUAAUAACAGGAGUGAUUUGCAUAGGCCUGCGUUUAACACAACUCCCAUUCCCACUCUUAAGGUGAUGCUGCCUGCUACUGCACAAUAGUGGGUUUGCCUUAGGAAAUAAGACCCAAACUUGCUACUACAAUAAUCAAGUGUGUAGAUGUUUCUAAAUGAGCGAAGCCUUUAGCUCCUUUAAGGUAGAAAGAGAGUCAGUAGAUCUAAUAGAUUUGGAGUUAUGUCCUGUACUCCCUUAUAUUUUAGUUGCGUCUCUAUCUAAUAGUCUCUCACUGCUCUGUUGUUGUUUACAAAAGAAAACGCAUUGAUUACUAGUCUGUUUUAGCACCAGAGCAACACCUCUGUAUCAGCACAGGUGUGCCCCUUCAGACAGCAUUUAAGCAGCCAAUCAGCACAGCCUCAUUAUUUUAACAGCCCCUUUUACUGUAGGUUACUAAGAGAAUACAGAUCCUCCAAAGAGGCUGAAAUCGUUUUAUUUUCAACUCAAUUCAAAACCUGCUGUAAGGACUACUAUGACAUGUUGGAAACAGCUGAAAAUACCACUGUACUGGACCUUAAUUGUCAACAGAUAUGUGGAUGAAUUCAAGAAAAGUUUUUUUUUUUGUUCAAAACUGUCCUUCAGACUCACUUUAAUGUGUCUAAUGCAUCACCACUUAAAAAAAGCCCAACAUCCCGGCUCAAAGAGAUGAAACAAGUGUCAAAGUGCCAAGCUGUCUUGCUAACACCCUGAGCUGUUUAGAUGUCAGAGAAAUCCAGAAAAAAGAAGAGACAGCAGAUUUAGUCCAGCUGUUUGUCUGCCUGAGCAAUUUAGUGGAAAAAUUUGUUAUUGUGAAGCCUCAGCUGGUGCAUAUGGUGCAGCUUAACUUUCCCAGGUCCAUCUCUCACUGAGAUACAAAUAAAAUGUAAGGACACACAUCACAUAACUCCCAAUCAGUCUUGUAGCCUAAUAGUUAGUGGUGAUCUAAGCGUAGCAAAUUGCAAAUGUUGUUGCUACAGGGUGAAAAGUUAUCUCUUACUUUAAUAAGUUUUUCCUGAUUUCCCUGACAUAUCCUCGCUAAAGCAAUUCGUGCCACAUAUUACCCAAAAGAGGGCACCUUCAUGGCUGGCAUUGAAAUAAGGUCUGCAUAAGCAAUCUGCUUCCUACUGGCUCCACAUCUGGACACUUGGGAUUCCAUAACCCUGAGUUAGUAAUUUCAUAAAUAUAGAAGUAUGUCCUAGAAACAAGACCGGUACCUGUGUGUGGGGGUGGCUGUGGAUGGAUUGGUAGGUGGGACGUCUCGAUGGACUAGGAUGACUUUCACUUAUUUAGUCUUCUUUCUGUCAUGGGUGUCUCUGUAAUAUAAUCUAAGCAAUACAGCAGAGUGAUUGACAGUUGUGCUUGCUUUUCAGAGCAUUUGCCGAAACUGCAGCCCAGGCCUUAUUCAGCAGCCAGGUAAGGUGACAGAAAGACACGCACUGCAUGAAACUUUGAAUAGAUUUGCUCUUGUAGCAUUGUACAUUCAGAUUAACAAGUACACUGCAAAAAAACAAAUAUCAAACUAGCUUAAGUAUCUAAAUAUUUCAGCUUCUAUGAGUUUUUUUUAAAUGAAUGAAUCAGACUGGAAUUCAUAUUAAUGCCUUUUCAUGACACCCAAAAGAAAACAUUACCAUCAGCAACAAGAUUAAUGGUUUUUAUACUCUAACUUUUAAAGUCUGGAACCGGUGCGAGGGGGGUAAGGUAUCAGCCAAGCAGCUGAAGAAACAGCCUGCAAAGGUCACCUCAGCUCCACAGCUAGAUAACAUUAAAUCUGCUCAUUUCCACACUCUGUACUUAGAAGAUGUUAUUUCUCAUUUUAAAUUUAUAGAAGAAAAAUAGCUUGAUGCCCUUGCAGCUAUUCUUUCUGAUUAAAAGCAGUCGAGUCUUCAUUUCUUUCUUGUAUCGUCUUCAAAUGAGGUGUCACAUCUUAACUUGUCAGGUGAAUUUGACUCUAAUGAAGUGUAAUGAGAUAUUUUGAUUGGCUUAAAUCAGAAGUCCAGGAGUCGUGGUCUUAUUUUCCCAUCAUGGUUAGCUUCGGUAAGGACACUGAGAAAUAAUUCAAGCACUGUGGUGAUGUUUCCUUGAAAAGGUUUUAAUAUUAACUGUAAAAUCUGCCUUUGACGACAAAUCUGAAAAUAUUUCAGACAUUGAAACAUUCAGACUCCUCUGUGCCUGUCUGUAAUUAUGAUGAUGAAUCAUGAUGCACCAAGCAAAUUAGAAAUACCUCCCAUUUAUUUGGAGAUGGAUCUCUUUUUUAUCAUUUAUUCAUCUGCAACAAAAAUACGACUUCCUCCUCCCUUAUGUAAUUAAAUCAUUUAAAUUUAUUAUAACAGGCUUUUUCUCACACAGCUUUUCUUCUCCUGAGCUCAUUUGAAUUUAUUGUAGGGUAUUUCUGAAACACAGAAUAGCAUUAAUAAAAUAAAAUAGAAAAAAAAAAAACAAAGUCUGGACUAUGUAAGAUUUAAAGGAGAGUGUUCAUGAAUUUUCAUACUCUCCACAACUUUAGUCAAAGUCCUUUUUAAAAUGCUGCAGGCUGUUUUACACUCAGGAGACAUUUCAGUUUAGAUUUGAUUUUUUUAGGUUGGCGUUGCAGAGAUACAAGAGAUGAUGUCAAUUAUAAAUGUUGUUGAAACUCUUCAGUCUCAUUUUCUUAUUUAUUCCCCCUGUCUACAUCAUAAUGGAUCAAUCAGUCAAGACCUCCACAUUGAUUUUUCUUUGCUUCAAGGCAAGACAGUUGAGUUCACAUAAUAUUCAAAUUUUCUUAUUUCCUAUUGGCAGCAAGGAAAUGCAUUACUUUCCACCAGAGAUGUGCUAUUUCGCCAGCUUCCUCACAGUGCUGGAUUGAGCUUUCAAAUUAUGUGACAUUUGACAGGGUUUAUUAUGACAUCAAAGCAAAGGCUCCAUGAAUAAUAUAAAGUGUGGCAUAUAAAUUUUGAGUUUUGGGAGACAUCUAGAAACUAUUUUAAAGAAGAAAUGAUUCAGCGGAAUAUUUGUGCGUUUAUACGCCUUUGUCACAGCCUUAAUAUUUCCGCGCAUGCUUUUGUGUUUAUUUUUAAGAGAUGUUUUUCUCAAUAAGCUUACUGAAUAUAGAAAAAACUUCAGCCAACCUGGGAGAAAGUAAUUUUUUGUAGUCCUUAGCCAGGUGUGCUUAUUUUGAAUCGGCUCAAGUGUUCCAUCUUUUCCCCCACUUAGUCUGUCAUUGAUUUGCUCUUCCUGUUAAGCUAGUGCCCAUUAGGUUUGCUUUAAAGCUCAUGUGGAACAGCAACAUCUAACGCAAUGUCAAAACUUCUCCUCUCUUCUCAUUAGUCCCUCACUUAGCUGCCUGAGUGUGUGCAUGUGUUUGUGUGGGCCGAGAGAUAGGGAGUGGACAGCAGAGACGGUGGCUGUAGUUUAUCAGAUGGUGCAGAGACAUUAGAGGCUUGCAUUAUUGAUGCUGUGGUCAAUAGAGGUCUCUGGUGGCCCACAGGAACUGGAGAGUGAAGGAUGAGGGAGCGUGAGAGUUCGUCGGCCAACAGAGAAGACCUGAAUAUAGAGGAGGGGAGAGGUAGUUUUAUCCAAGCAAGACAGACAGAAAGCUUUUUUUUAUUCGCACUACUGGCCGUAUUUAUUAUCUCGAAUGAGGAAGGAGUCAUCUGCGGAUCAUUUGAGGUGCAACACACGUUACUCUAUAAAUAGGGAGUAAAACUUAUUAGACAUUAGCCUCAGUUAAAGAUCAGAUUAUAGAGAUAUCAAUGUCAAAGUAGUUAUUUUAGGGUAGUGGCAAAGCAGUUGAAGUAGUAAGCUAAGAGUCAAAAAUAAGAGGUUGAAAGGAUUACUAAAUUUAAUUUAAAAAGAGAGAAAAUUGUCAAACUUAAAGGGAUUUUUAGGCUGACUGUGGUGGAAUUACAAAAAAAGCUCUAAAUGAUGAUACCUGCAUUAGAUGAAUCAACACAACAUCAAAAACAUGUUCUUCAACCCCCCUAAAUAUUACUUGAUACCAUCCAGUUCCAAACCCAUCCAAGCACAUAUUUAAUACAUGAUGUGUGGUGUUGAUGAAGCAGUUCAAUAGCUCCCUGACCACAAGACAGUCUGCCAAGACAGACAGAAAAUCAUUGGGAACCACUGGUGUAGAUCAUAAUUAAGCACAUUUCAAUGUCAUCCCUGUGUUGUAGAGAGCAGCUGCAUCAAAGGCAGAUGCUUUCUCGUCAUUCAGAAGCUUUUCAGCAACAUUUUUGUAAAAGCGGUUCGAGUGAAUCGCUUGAAAAGGCAAUUUUGUUUAUGCUCUUGAAUCCCUCCUCCUUUGUAAUGCUUGUUUUUGUCUGUACUCCUCUGUUUUCCUUUUGCUUCUCUUUGCGUUUCUCUCUAUUUUUCACUUCAUCUCUCUGCGUGUCACUAUUUGUGUUCCUUGCACUCUGUCUUUCACACUGUUGUUUCCCUCUAUCGCUAUCUACCUCCAUCUUAAACUCUCUGUGGUACCAUUUCUAUAGCUCCUGCCUCAGACACCCAGGAAAGCUGCAUUUUGUCUUCAACGUGGUGGAGUUCCCAGCGUGCUCCUCGCGGCCUGCGGGAAAGCAGGGCUUGUGUACCGGUUGGCUGUUUGACCUCAUCAAUCCUGUCCUGGUUUUCUCGGGGAAGGAUGAAUCCUCCAGCUGCCUGGACCUGCCAAAGGUAAUGAGCACAGUGGAAAAUGGAGAGCUGAACUAAGGGUGUGCAAAUUUGUGAUCUCUUGGCCUUGGCAGAUACAUUUCUUUGCUGGUGCUCAUACUUUCUGAAAGUGCUGUAUGAAGUGUAACUCAUGAGGAAAGAAAAGCACAAGGUUGAAAUCCUGCUUAGCACUGCUUUUAGUUUUGUUCCUACUUAAACGCGAAGAGAGCUUGGCCGUCUGCUCCCCUUUAAACAUCACAGUUCAGGAAACUCAAGAGUCAAAGGGAAUGUUUAAGUUAGAAGAGGAGUGCAGGAAACUUCGGCAGUGUUUCCUUAAAUCUGCAGAACAGAAAGUAUUUUGUGUUCGACGUGUUUCAACAACAUGUUUAGGGUUUCUCAGCAAACUCUGUUUUAAUGCAUCACAGACAGAAAAGAACACGCUCUAGGCCAGUUGCAUGUGAUUAAUGAAGGAAUUAAUUUGAAUUAGAGCAAGUGAAUCCUCUCCACUAAAGACUCUAUGGAUUCCAGCUGGAGCUCAUGAGCUUUCCUAUUAGUAUGUCUUUAGAAUAUUAAGUAGAUCAAUUAAUAGAUUGGUAAGCCCACAGCCACUUCUCAGCGUCGUAGUAAUUACUCUCAUUAUUUUCAAUUCUUUUCAAUGGCUUUGGACUUUAGAUCCACGUGAAGUUGAGGCCAAACUGCUCCUUUCGGCCGCCCUCUGACCCCUCGGUGCCCUUCAUAAUGGUCGGACCCGGCACUGGAGUCGCACCCUUCAUUGGUUUCCUCCAACAAAGGUAGGGCAAAUUAAAUUAUACAAAUUACAGUAAUUUUAGGACCCAUAGCAGGGCUUGAUACUAACUUUUUUCACAUGUGCUCCUAAGUUGAAAAGGUAAGGAGCACACAAAGAACUUUAGGGGGACAAUGAAAAUUGAUCGAAUAAUGUGUGUCUUAUUGGUUGACUUAAGUAGUAUUAUUUGAAAUCAAUUUUAGGUCUUUUGGUCACAUGACAUGGAAGCUUUUGAGGGCAAACAGCCUUUUUUGAGAACAUCAACCAGCAAUUUGUUGAUGGUCCCUUAUUCAACACCCGACGUUGACGGCUAGAGUGCCGAGUAGAUUUAACCGCGCUGCUGUUGCUAUUCCCGGUUAUGGAGAGUGAGAAGACAACGGUAGAUCUGCAGUGAAUGUCAGUCGGAUAUCCAACCUAAAACUAACUUCACCGCGGUAUGAAAAAACAUUUGUUGCCUCUGCUGAUUUUUUUAUGCUUACAUGUACCCCUUAAUACAUUUUGCAAUUUGCACACAUGUAUUAUUUUUUGUCGCAAAUACGAGUGAAACGGUCCCACUGUCAAGCUCUGCAUAGGUAUAGGAGCCAAAAUAUAUUUGAAAGUUGAUUUCUAUGGGUACGUCACUUCCGGGGAUCGUCACUGAGGGGUGUGGUUUUGGGAUGUUUGGCAGGUCUCACUGGUGUAGUCAGAUAAUGGGUUUUUGGUAAGCUCUUAUAAUUUUCUGUUGACCGUUUCACUCAUCCUGUUUUAACCUCAUUUCAUCUUAUCACUUUUUUAUUCGAAGGCAAAAGUUUUGGACCUGGAUCAGUAUGUUUUCUUUUCUUUUUCGUAACAAUAAACCACUUUUUAACUCUCAAACUGGACUGAUAAUUGAACGAGUCACAGAUGCAAACGCACCCUAAACCCCAGCAGCCUUUUUGUUGAAGAAAAGCAGUCGCUAUAAUAGGCGUUGAAUGUUUUUGACAAACUUCAAUUUUUGAUUUAGAAAAAAUCCAGGCUGAGCAGACUGUUAAUCCAGGCCAUCACAAUUCUAUAAUUUAAUAAUAAUAAUAAUACAUUUUAUUUAAAAAGUGCCUUUCUGAACACUCAAGGACACUGUACAGGGCAUAAAAUUUACAGAUUAUGACAGAGGAGACCCAACAUGACAUGCGUCAAGACCUUUGGGGAUGUAUGUGAUCCUGCUAAUGUAAAAUACGCUGCUGAAAUCGCAGAGUUAAAUAUUCAUGUCAGGCAUCAGAAUCACACAGGUUGUAAUUCUGCUUGGCACACUGUGUGACACGGGCUACUUCAGUCAAAAUUUGCAUCCAGUAAUGAAUAUUCACAAUGUUCAAGUGAUGUUAAGUGCGCAUCAUCCAUGCCUAUUUUUUGAGUAAUCUGCAGAGACAAUUAAAUGAGACCCCGCUCAACGGCGAUAAAAGUCACCGUCAUGUACAUCUCAUGAGUCAAGAUAAAUCUGGCGGCGAGGGCUGUGAUCACGUCGGGGAUUAUUUCAGAUGCCGCACUUGUCUGAAGAGGAAUAAAUUAGUCCUUCUCCUAAGCACAAGUUUAUGACUUCUCCUGUAAUGAAGAGCCAGGAGUCAAAGCAGCACAUGAAGCGUUAUUGAUUUGAAAAUAAAAAAGUCCAGCGGUCCACUGCAGCGUUGUUGGAGUAAAUCAUUGCUUGUAAUUGCCGGUGAGGUGGUGUGAGGAUAUUGACCGUAGGCUGAGUAUGUCACAGUUCUCCCCCAGCUUGUUAAACCACCGCUGUCCAUCUAACUACUUGAGGAUUUCGAUCAUUCGGUAGAAACGUGAUCUUUCAUUUAAUGUUCAGAGGUUCUGAUUUGAUGCUUAAAUGGAGAUUACAGAGUGAUGAUCUGUCAGGAAGAUUUUGCGUGACCGGUGCGGUGUCUCCAUCCAGGCUGCGGCAUGUGUGUGGAGACAGUCCUAACUGCCCACUGCGACUUGUUAGAAAGCAGGCUGAGCCUUUUUUAGUCCGACUGACACGUCUAACUCUUGGGUGGCUUUUUAUAAAUGAGGUUGUGCCCCAGUCAGGUCCAAUUGUCUCUAAAUCCCCCAGACGUGUGCUCCGUUGUGACGAGUGGCGUUGGUGGAUGAUAGCUUUGAGGGGUGACACGGCACCGGCUGGAGUGAUGGCAGUGCUGGAUUAGCUGCAGCAGAUUCGGGGGGGGAAGGAUGAGCGGUCAUGUGGGGUGAGGAGGUGUUUGCGCCUUUGGGAUGCAGGAGCACCGAAGAUAGCAGACGUUUUCAGACUGACCUGGUUCCACCACUGGCAGACAGACUCUUCUUCUUAAUGAUCAAGGUGGAGCCAGAGGGACUGUACUCCGGUGGAGGACUGCGAUAUGAACCUAUCAGUCAUACUUUGAUCCUCGUGGUGCCAUCCAAACUUUGCUUUCUUUCAUACAAGACAUCAAAUCACACAUAAAAGUGUCUUACAAAUGGUUUGCACUCAGAGUUUGUCAGUAAAAGUACAAACACCCACACCUUGAUUGUUCUUUGUUUCAUAAUACAACAAUUAAAACCUACAUCAAUCUUGAGACUUCAAUGCUCUUCCGUGGUUUGAUUUUUUAAAUUAAAUUUCUGAUAUUUUUUCUUCUGGGAGAUUUCUCGGCUGUUGGAGCUGAAUCCUUAACUUACUUAUCAUCUCUGUUGUCUCCUCACUCCCUCCAUCCUCCCUCUCCCUCUGUCUCCCCCCAUCCUCUCUCCCCUGCCAGCUGCAUAUUGUGCUGGAGGAUUGUACAAACCUGUCAUGGAGCGCCACAUUAUACAGAAUCUAACUUGAGAUUCCAAACAAAGCCUUGGCGGCUGACGCUGCACUCUGAUAGGAGAUAACAAUCACCAGUUUGUCAACGGGACACCGUAUCUGCCUCUAGGCCUAAGAAGGGUCCUGUUAGCAACAAAACAACACGAGGGGACGCUUCGAUCUGACUACUCCUCCCACCCCCACCUUCCACCCCUGCUGUUAAUCGAUGGCUGUUUCAAAAGUACUUUGUAUGAGUUUGUAGCGCCGGUAACAAGUGGAAGAAGAGUCUUUAAAGGUCAGAGGCUCACUUGGCGGUACCAGGAGAUUUUAAUAAGCCUCCCCGGUACUGUGGUAUUGAUUGCUGCGCUUUUGAGUGGAAGGAUUUCAUAGAUAAUGUGAUUUUCGGUGCGUUGCUAUUUUGCCAGAAGCAGUAACAGUUAAACAAAUAUUGUAUUUUUACCGAAUGGAUAGCUUGGAAUAAUCUCUUUACAGCCCUAACAAGCUUUUCUUUCUGGAAAACGAAUCAGUUCACUCAGUUUUUAUACCCGGGUUUGAAGGGAAGCUUGGCACAUUCAAUAUGACAACUUUUAUUAAAGUUAGUGUGAACAAUAUCGAGCUUUCAUUAUCAGGCUAACCGCACAGCUGAUUGCAAUUAGGCUACGUCUUUCUUCCCAGCACCUUCAUGUAUUAUGAAAACAUUUGGAAUUCAGCGCAUUGUUUAUAUAUGGGUGUAAUUUUGCCGUGUAAUUACACUGAUUAAGCCUCAAGCUGUUGUUAUAUUUAAGCUUUUUUGUCUUGUUUUUUUUUUUUCAUGCCCAAAAAGCUGCUCUGAACCCCUCGCACGGAGCUGCAGAGAAAACAGAUGAUAGAUAUGAGAUAAUUGGGAUGUUUACCAAGUCUUUCACCUCAGCCUUCCUCACAGCUUCCCCCUCCUGCUGAUCAUCUGACUGGCGCUGAAAGGCAACCGCUUCUGAUUUCGACCCCAAAUGGAGUGCUCUGUAGAUUCCGCCUUUCCCCCCUGGGAUUGUAUCGCAGGCUGUUAUAGUGUGGGCAUGUGAUGUGAUGUGAUUUGUAUUCAGAGAAAGGCGCCGGUGUGGUCUGCUCAGAAUGGAAUCCAGGUUUUUCAUAUUGGUAUUGAUCCCUUUAGGGCAGGCAGCGAGAGGAGAGAGACGAGUCCACUAAAAUGAGUUUACUCGAGGCUGUUUGCAGAUCAGAAGAAUCUGGUCCAGGAUGCUAAUGGACGGGAUCUGAGCGUUUGGAUCCAGUCAGCCAGACAGCUCUGUUACUGAGGCCCAGACACAGACACAAAGUUCAAACAAACUUCUCCUGCAAGGUAUUUUCAUUAACUGGUCAACUUUUAUUGAAUUAAUGAGGGCGAAGCUUUGUUCCAGUAUUCAGACCUGUGCAUUGAUUUUGUUUUUCUCACCAACACUAAUCAGGGAAGAGCUGCGAGUUCAGGCACUACAGUUCAUUAUUUAAAUAUAAAAAAAGAAUAUAAUUGAGCUUUAGUCCACAAAAUAUCCAACCUUUCUAUACCGUCCUUGUACAUUAAUUAUGGUGUUGAGAACAUCUUGCUAACAUAAACCUGAACCGCCUCUUCACUGGGUAAAAAACUUGUUAUUGUUCUUACAUGAAAAUUAUUCUCUACUCCAGGUCUCCGUCUUGAGUUGUUCGCUUAAAAUAAAAUCUCCAAUUCUUACCCUGAAGUUGACUUGGAACCAAAAUAGCUUUGAGGGCUGGUAAUCGAACAAACAGUGUAAUACAAAUUCAAUUUUUUUUCUCAUUGAAUUUUAAAGCUCUGUCACUUUUUUGUAAACACUUAAUAAGGGAAGAUUUUUGCUGGUGUUUGUACAAAGUGGAAUCCUGACAGGGUGAGCAAGACCACAACUGAAAGGAAAGGGGCACCUGGGUGAUUUGAGAUGACUUGGGUCCAGUAGCUCCUCAGACUUCUUAUCUGAUACAAGAUCCAGCCUGAGACAUAAACUCAUUUUCCUGCCACAUUGUAAACAGGCAUAUACUGAUCACCAUUGAUAUGAGGUUUGGACCAUCAGAAUGGAGUUUUAACACAACUGGGUUGUAAAAUUGUUCAUGUCUGAUCACGCCCUCAGGUGUGUACACUUAUUUUGUGUGAAUGAAGUAGGUUUUUUUUUUUUUGGUCCCCAUCUUGACUCACAAGAUCUGGGCAGCACACCCAGAUGCCGACCACAAACUCACAGUGUUUGAAAACGUUUUGUUGGAAGAACUUGUUGAGGUUUUUUAUGAACCCCAAAAUAAAAUCAAAACAAACAGACCAUCAGACCCAAUGUUGCCAACUAAUGGUAGACCAUACUCAUAUUUUUUGGACGUGCCCCGCCUUGCAACCUUUCUGGACCCAAGUUCAAGCUACAACAAAGAGGAUUCUGGGAUUUGAUAUUGACUUCACUAGUGUCUCAUUUUAUUUGGGGAAUAUAUCGAAGCAUCUGCAUAACAGGGACAGAUAUUUAUUAAAGAUUCUCAUUGUAGCGAGUAAAAAAGCAAACCAGAUGCUGGCUUCUUAGAGAACCUCCCACUCAGAACCUAUGGAAAAAUAGAAUGAAUGACAUAUACAGUCUGAAAUGUUUGACUUUCACUUUGAGAUUACAGAAGGAAAAGGGGAAAGAUUGCAGGGCUAAAUGAGUUAAAUGCCGAACUGAUGCAGAGUGAAAGAGUUGAAUUUGCUGUAGAUGCUAAACAAAAGUUUAUCACCCUGUGGCGAGCACUUAUGUGUCUUACUUAAUGUGACUUAAUGUUUGUAUAUGACCUCUUGUUUGUGUUAUGGAAAGAAAAAUAAAAUAUAAAAAAAAAUAGCAGCAACCUUUUUUUACUGAACAACCCCUAAUCACAUGCAGUCAGCUCCGAGUAGAUCAGCAGAUGCUUGUUAAUAUCUGUAACAAGUCACAUCCUGAUAUCCUGAUUUAGGGUGUUUAAUCGAGUAGCACUGUUGUGGCCUUUUUCUUGGGAAUUUGAAGUAGAAUUUGACGUGUGUUUUCAUGCUAAACACAAACAAAAGAAUGAUCUGUCCAGGGUCCAGAAACAAGUCUUGAAAUCACAAAAAUAUGAAGCAUUGUUAAAGCCGGUCAUUUAAUGCUUGGUAACUGGCUCAAUUAAAAAGUUUCUUGAAGGAAUCAUUUCAGUGCAGAAGUGACUUUAUUUUCCAAACAGCAUAAGAAUCAGAUGCCAUUGCACAACUACAAAACACACAGCAGGAUUCAGUCUGCUUUUUGAAUAUCAGUUAUUUGGGUUCAGGGCUCUGAGCGCCUUAUCCUGCGAGUGCAGCAGCUCACCACAAAGGGCCAAAGCAUCUCUGUGGCGUUCCUCGCUCAUCGUUGUGGCUGGUCACUUCAACAGCCCCGUCCCUUUUUUUCCUCCCUCCCUCCAGACGGGGGCCAACAGAUAAAACCGGGCUCCUCAGAGAGUCCACUAACUGAUGGCAUCAUGAAAGGUUGGGGGUCAACUGUUGUUAUCAGGGUGAGAGCUGUCACCUUUGCAGCAGGUGUUCGGCACAGAUAUCGGCACCCUCAGAGCUGCUCUUUUUUUUUUUUUUACACGGUGUGUUGCCAUCGCCUGCAAAGAAUUCUGGGAGCUUUGCCAAACUUCUUAGCCACAAGAGGAAUCACUUUUGCUGGGGUAUAUUUUUUUUCUUGCAUGCAAGCACAGUUGGACACACAAGCAUGAUAGUACACAAAGUACACACACACACAAAGCACAAGCUGUAGUUUCAUUUUCAGUUUAUAGUGAUGGCCUCUAUCCUUCUGUUUGGGAGAAAUUUAAUAAUACAUAUAAUGUCCUCUCGGCAGCACACAGUCAUUUCCGUACAUUAGGCAAUCGUGGCACUCUGUGUACUGUCAUUGCAGACAGUGCUUAAUGGUGUCACUACUCUUCUUUAACCUCCGCUGUGAGGAAGGACUCGCUCUCCUCCAUCUGGCCUGGUCGUCUGUGAGUAUUGAUUGACCGCUAAUAUCUGUUGUUUGACUUUCAGAGAAAAGGAGAAGUGGGAGAAGCCUGGGGCCACAUUCGGAGAGACCUGGCUGUACUUUGGUUGUCGCCAUCAAAACAGAGACUUUCUGUUCAGGUACAAUGUGUACAUAUAUAUAUAUAUUUUUUUUCUACUUUUAUUCUUUAUUCAAAGAGCAGUAAUUUAUUCACAUAUUCUAUACAUACCUCCCUUUAGCCUUUUAUGAGUCACACAAACUUCCUCAUUCCCACAUCCCUCUUCACCUUGCUGCUGCAUAUUCCAUGUAUUGAAACCUGUGACCUGCAUAAUGAACACCUCUAUCUAUACACAUGAUGUGGGUGUUCUUUACUUGACUCCACAUACCAGCAUUAUGUACACAAUUAACAAUCAGCCCAAGGACACAUUUGAAGAUCUAUGGGAAGAAGAUAUUGAAAUGCAAGGUUACAAGGCCUUCACAUAUAAGUGAAAAUGGAGCUGCUUCUUGUUGCUUUCACAUGUAAUUGCAACUCAAGGCAACGAUUUUCAAACAGGUUAAGUGGUUUGAACUAUGCUGGGCUCCUAUAGGCAUCUUCGUCAUCAAUCUGAUUCCAGGUCAUUAAAAUGGUUCGAUGUGUGUGGCUCCAGAGUUAUGUAAAUGGAAAUGUAGAGUGUAGUGAUGGUUAUGCAAAUUAGAAUCUAGACAGGAUGAGCAAGACUCUCCACUUAGUGUUGGUUUAUUUCGCAGAUACUAAUGAAGACAUAUAAUUUAUUGCUUCAAAGUCGAUUUUAUUGAUUUUAGAAUGACUUCCUGAAAGCGAUAAACAUGCAUAACUUGACAUCUAAAUUCAACAGCUUAAAGGCUUCAGUGUGCUGUGUAGGAGCAAUGUUUGAGAAGGAGGGUUAAUAUUCUUAUUUACUAACAUAAGAGGUGGAAAUUACUAGUGGCCCCAUGAUAUGAUAUUAUCAUAUCAAGUAUAUUAUAUUGAUACUUGGGCCAUGAUACGACAUCAUUGCAAUCUUCAGUAUUUUGCAAUACAGUGAGUAUUGCGAUACAAAAUAUUGUGAUUUAUAUAAUUUUUUCAACUGUUUAGCUAAUUUAGCAUUUGCCUUUCCUUUAUGUUUGUCUUAUUUACGCAGUAUUUUCAUGUAGCACAUCUUGCAAACCUUUUAUAUAUUUGUUGCACUAACUUUCUCCUGCUCUACAAUGUCACCUCUGCAAACCUCACUGGACAAACAGUUGAUUUUUUUCCUCCAUUAUCAUAGAUUUGACUGAAUAUUAGCAAUUUAUUUGAAAAAUCGAUACUUGAUGAAUGAAAUGAUACGAUCACCAGACAAAAUAUCACAAUACUAUACUGUAUCGAUUUUUUCUCCCACCCCUAACAAACAUACAGGUAGUUGGUGUCCAGACUAGUCAAACUCUUAGGGCACUGCUGUGUUAUCACCUCCUUUAACUCAUACAUCCUGCUGCUUCAGGAGAUUAUAUUAGCUUUACCAGCUCUACUGGUACAACUCAUUGUUUUGGGAUUUCAUCUCACCUGCUCACCUGCAUUAUAUCAUAUAUAUAAAUAAAUAAAAAGAAGUUUUGUCAGCUGUUUCUAUUUGUUUUAGCUGCUAAAUAAUUCUUUUAGCAUCUAGCUAGGGAUGCACCUCUGUGAAGUGUAACAAUUAAGCAGUGAAAUACAGUCAAGUUUAAUUAAAGUUCAUGAAAAAUGACAAAUAUAAAGUUUUUUAAAGUUAGUACAUUAAAAUCUAAUCACUUAAUCACAUUGAUGCAAAGUUAUAUCAGUGCUAUCCUACAUUCAGCAGCUAGAGCACAGUGUACUUAAGAGUCGAGGCCAAACAGACCAAAAGUAAAGCCCCAAAUAUGACUCUAAAUCACUGCUCGCUGUUUAUGCGCACUGCUGUUGGGAUAUAUUCAAAGUUUGCCAUAUAACCUUUUAAGUUGAUACUUUAAGUCAGUGUUGUGUUUACAACUUGUUUCCACAGUCAAUGCAGCUGUUAAAUUUUUGAAGGCUAAUCCUAAAUAUAUCUGAUAAGGGAUUAAUUUAAUCCGCCGCAAAGACGGGGUUUUGAAUCGACAGUCGGACUUACUUCUUGAUGCAGAUUUGAUAAAAAGCAACUGAAACAAAAUGCUAUUGUUUAUUACCUGAGGGGGAGGGUAUUAAAUCAUAUUUCAUUUUUUAGUGUUUAUUUGGUUUGGUACUCAACACACACACUCACACCAGUUUCCCAUCUCUCCAAGUCCAUAUUUAAAUCGUCAAAUUCCCCCUGAUCCCACCUCUUCUCAGAAGCACAGCCCACAUUGACCUAAUGGUAUGUUAAAGCACUGUAGAUUGACUUCCACCAGUGAGUGGAUCAUGGCUCUGAUCUCUCUGCCACGGCUUUACUCUCCUAAAUACAUGCUAAUUGAUCGGCUCCUGCCACCGUCAGCAGCACGCUUGCAGUCGACGCCGGUGCACAGAUCGAGUUCUGCAGCAGGAUUAAGUACUGUGUGAAUGGAUUAGCAUCCUUAAACACACACCAGCAGAUCACAGAGGAUGCUGUUUGUUCCCCUUUGUUUCCUCUAUCCCUUAGUUAAAUACGGACUCACAGGCAGGUAGUGGGCUGUGUUUGUUCACAGUGUGGGCUUCUCUGAUGAACACCCCCGCAGUGUUGACCAAAGCGAUUAGUCUGUGUUUUUAUGAGCCACCCAUGAAGAGUUGUACUCAAUUUAAAUAGGUUAGCAGAAUGAGAGCAGCAUACCUGCAGAUGAAAUGACUUCCUGCAUGCACCUCUGUUGGAUUUCCAUCACAGGAGAAGCAAGUUGAUUUCUUGCAUUGACUUAAAAUGCUGAAACCUGAUUCGCACUGUUAAUAGCAUUUCCGACGGAAGGUACAGGAUGUAGAAAUGAGAAUAUAUUAGUAAUAUUAGUAAUCAGAUUCGCUCCCCUGCCCAACCCUCCUGACAGCGGUCCUGGAGGACAAGAAGCUCUUGUGAUGCAUGAUAAGUAUGAUCCUUAUUUUUUACCAUUACAAACGUCCAUCAGAAUAAAUGCUUCCUCUUUAUCUUCCAACUGGUGCAUUUCCAACAGCUGCACAGUUAAUUAAAAACAGAGCAUGAUAAUAGUUUGUCUGUUAAGUGCUACGCUAGAAACAUGGUAAUGCAAGAUGGUGGCAGCCAUAGAAGAGGAACUGCUGCUUUGUAGAUUUAGUGAUCAAAUCUCCACCCUACCUACAAAGACUUCAUACACUUAAAGGCCUUUAGGGUCAAACACACCAUAACACCGAGUUAGACACCCCCUCGAGAGAUGAAUGUUGCCGACCGCUUGCUUCUCUAGUUAUACCAACUUUAGUAAUGACCGCACGAUAGCAAUACACAGCAGUCUGAGGAGCCAUAAACAAACCUCAACCAAAACGCCACUCUAUAGCCACAAAUAAUGCUCAGAACAGCACCUAACUUCAUCAACAGUAACUAUAGGGUCCCAGCCAUAGCACUAGCCACCAAACAUCUUUUUAGCUUUGCCUGAUUUCUUUAGCAAAGACACUUAACACAACUCACCUACUCUCUUCCAGCGGCCGCUUGUUUGUAGCAAGACCUCGGGCCAGUCCAUUACGGACUGCUGCGGGGUGACGCAGCUCAUGGAAAAACAUUUAUGAUAAUUUCUUUAUCAUUUCCUUGAAGUAAUAAUCACCAUAUUAAUCAUUUUGUACUGGAGACGCGGUAGUUCUUCUGCCUUAGUGUCUGAUUAAUUUUACACCGGAAUAUCCCUUUAAGUUUGCACCCAUACCCCUCUUUCACUGGGAACAAAAAUUGAGUGUUGGUUGGAAGCAAACACAAUUAAACUCGAUGAAAUCCCCCCAUUAACUUUUAAUAUGCACGUUGGCUGUGGGGAACUUUUGUAGGUGGAGAUUGUUACAAAAACUUUUAAAUAAAACGUGUCCUUCUCUCAGAUUGAUUUCUAAAUUUUUUCCAGUGACAAAAACCAAACAAGGCGUACAAUGUGACUCAAUCAUCCGAAGAAUUUAACGUCCCUUUUUUUGAGAGGUUUGAUGCCAAUCUGCUUGUUUGUCACAUCAAACCUGUCCUCCCUUCUCCGCCCUCCUACACUCAUCCUCUCCCCCCUUCUCUGGCUUUUUCCUUUCAUGGAUCGUGAUUUCAUGCAGGAGGGGGAACGCAGCUGAGGGCCUGCUGAGAUCACGUUAGGGUCCGGGAUAUCGCCACAGGCUGUUAUUUGUAUAAACACACAGAGGAGUCUGGCGGGUUUUGGGCUCAACUGUUUUCUCAGAAGUCAGCUGUCUUUUGUCAUCCGCCAGCGUCUGCUCGCACAGUUAUCAAUCUCUGAUGAUUUAUAUUCACACGUCAAGCAAACAAGACUCCUCCAUCCCUCUCCUUGUUUUUCAUGUUGCUGCGCUCUUGUUCAAACAGAUUUUUUAAUCACACAUCUUGGUCAAAAAGACGUGAUUUAUUUUAAUGACUCCUGUCAAAAGUUAAAUUAAAAACAGAGGCUGAAGAAGCAACAAUUGUAGAUGAUUCAUAUUAAACCACAACACCAACACUCAGCCCUACCUUUUAGUAGCGUUGUGUUUGUUAUUGGAAAAUGCCCUAUUGUAGUCCAGGGGCAGCUGGAAAACACAGACCCCCGAGGCGAAGACCUUCACCCAUGAUCUCAAAGCCGCAGCUUGCUAUGUCUGCGUCUGCAAUUGUGUCUGUUUGUGUGUGUUUUUACUCAUUCUGACUGCCGAGCUCUAAAUGAGGUGCUCUGAGCUUUGGUAAACCCUCGCUCUCUCUCUCCUCACCUUACUCUUCCCUCUCUUUCUGAUAGCACCCCAGGCCCCGUAAAAACACUGAGGCAGAAGGAGGAGUAUUAGUUGGCAAGCUGACCACAUAGAGCGAGCAAGGUUACACCAAAACCUGCAAUGCUGGGAGGAUUGUAUAAAGAUGCUUGAACAGGAGCUCAACCUUGCUUCUAAAACCCAUAUUUUUUACACUUGUCUUGUUAAAAAGUGGAAAUUGGUUGUUUACCCAUCAGUUUAAUGUUUUAUUAAACUUGACAGUUGUUUCGUUCUUGGAAAAUAGUCUGCAAAAAGGAGUUCAUGUGUCUUGUUAGGCAGCUGAAGUUUCUGUUCAAGCUUAAGGGAGGUUUAGGUGUGAAAGGGUAAACAUCCAGCAUGUUGAAUACUUGACAUUAAUAGAGCAGAAGUUUUUGCAUUUACUCCCAAGUCUGGGUAAAAAACGUGGACAACUGUUAUCUCACAAGGUUGGGAAACUUUUUUUCAUCCAUCAGGAACAACUUCCCCAGGAUUACAGUAAUAACCUUGUGGGGAAAUGGAUUUUAUAAUUACCUGUGAAAUGUUUGGAUGUGUCACUGCAAUCCCGCACAGAGAGGAGCUGGAGGGAUUUGUGUCCAGCGGUACCCUGAGCCACCUCAAGGUGUGUUUCUCCAGAGACGGCCAGGGUGAGGACGGACGACCCAGAUACGUCCAAGACAACCUGCUAAUUAACAGGCAACAUGUCAUGGACGUCCUGCUCAAACAGAAGGGUUGCCUCUUCGUCUGCGGGUAAGUCUGACACUGAGAAUAAUAAAAAUACAUUCAUCUCUGUGUGCACCUGGCAUGGAGGUGUCAUGUCGUGGCACUUUGGUGUGAAAAAGCAGCCCAGCAUGUCUCUGUUAUCAGUCAGGGCUUUUUUUCAGCUCUGGGAGGAGAUCUGCUCAUCUGAUCUAUUUUUAAAAGUGUCUCUGAUGUCAGGAAUGAACUUGUAAAUCAGAACAGAAGCCUUUGUUUGUUCGGAGUUGAAACAAUGCCAUAUUGAACCAAGUUUCAUUGAUUGGUCUUCUCAUUUUAAGGGGAACAUUUGCUGCAUUCCAGUUACCUCAGAAGUCGGACGUCGGAGCUGGGAAUGACGUUACACCCGAAUUGAUAGAGUUCAGUUAAUAAGUCGGAAAACCAAGAUGGACGCCUACUGUUAGCUGUUGUUAGCCGUUGUUAGCUUUACCAGUUGUAAAGGACGCAUAACACAGUAUUUUACUCGUACAAACACCAGAUUUAAAAGUGCAGCCUAAAACAUUGAGAGCGCCCCCUACUGAUUGGCUGCAGUUGAGUUCAUAGAGCCUCUUCCUCCAUGUAAGCAGAUGGGACAUGGGUCAGGAUCAAAAAUCCAAAUACAAUCAUCCAUUUUCAUCAUUUUUUAUGCCGAUUCAUGCUCUGCUGUUUAUUCGAAUGAGAGGUUAAACCGUCGUUAGUGAUUUGAUGCCAUGACUAACAGCUCGAUUAACAAAUGUGGCCCUCAUGGCGCUGUGUGCACUGGAUCGGCAGAAUAGGAGAGGCAGGGUAGGAGUAAACAUACUGAGUCAUUGAACUUUCUGUAGACUGAGCUGACCUGGGGGGUCUUUUGCCUUUUGAUCAGACAGGUUCACGCACGUUUUGGUUUAGGAGUGUCCUGAAAAUGACUGAUCUGUAAGUCAUCUAGAGGGACAUUUUAAUUCUGUAUAAGAAAGGGGAUAAUUAGUCAGGGGUCAGAUUUUAGAUUGAAAUGUUCCCCUGCUCCCCUCCCUCACUGGUGAAGCCACUGUGGCCUCCAGUGACUUCUGUAAUGCUGCCAAAUACUUCACACUGCGCCUUAAAUGGCGAUUCACAGCAUUUUACAACAAUCUAGAAAUAAAGGAGAAGAGUGUAUGUUGGGAAAUGUAGCCUCUCAUCAGCUCAUAUUAUUCAGGCUACCAGAAUAAACAACUGUCACACUGUUUCACAGCCAGGAAACAUCGCCAACGGGGAGAGACAGACCAAAAAAAAAAAAAAAAAACCUUGUUGUGCUGCUUAACAACUCACUGCCUGUAGACAUGCUGCAGUGGGCAGUGGAAGGUGUUGGAGACAUUACGUAGCUGGGAAGCAAUUCAGUGCCAGCUACUUCUGCCAACCUCACCUGUCGGCUGAGUUCUGCUCCCAGCGGGGCAAAUAAUUCAUAAAGAAUUCACAAAAGUUGCUGAAGUGCCUUGCUUAAAGCCAAGUUCCUUGAAAACCCUGUCUCUAACUCCCUCUGCUAUCGCUGACUUAACACUGAUGCAACACCUUGUACAGUUUGAGGCAUUUAUUUUGUAUACAUAUCUCCUUUCCCCCUGUUUCCAUAUCACAACACGGUGUAUUGCCAGAGUAAAACAGCAAGACGAAUCAAAAUACACCCGGGCAUAUAGCGAGUCAAGUCAGGUCAACAUUCCUAUAUUGCUUUAUAUCACUCUUUCUAUCCAGAGUUGUCGUCUUUCAUCACUGCCAGACCGCUCAGCCCACCUUUUCAGUAAAUGAUCUUUGAAACAUCAGAGCUGGCUGAAUCCCUCAGAGUCAAAAACUUCACUUUGAGUCCACAGGAUGAUGAAUCUCUCACAAUGUGCUGCCACAGCAAGAUAGAGAUUUCAGCAAUUUCCUUUCAGGAUGCUCUGCUGGACUGGCAGCACUUGCUGCUUCCACAAAAAACGGGCUUGCCUCUGUGCUUUGUAAUGCGAUUUUUCUAAUACUCUUUUCUUCCACCAGAGAUGCUAAGAACAUGGCUAAGGAUGUGAACGACACCCUGAUAGAAAUGAUCAAGACAGAGCUCCAGGUUGAUCAACUUGACGCCAUGAAGACAGUAGCGGGGCUGAGAGAGGAGAAACGCUACUUGCAGGACAUCUGGGGCUGACAGCGGAUGACAAGAUAAGGGAGCUCUGCGGCAUCCACUCGGCUCUUUUACACCUUAAAGAAAAAAAAAAAAACGCCUUCUCAGCUGUAACCCCUAGGACUGUAAAAUUGCGGAUUCUGAAGCCCAGACUUGGUUUACACCAGCCUUUGCCUCAAAGAUGGAAUGAAGCUUGCUGACCCGGGGAUAUCGGUCCACUACAUCAUCUCAGGCUUUGCUGUUUGAUCAGAAGUGACCUUGGUCAGGGCAGUGGUGCUGGAGAUUGGUCCCUCAGUGUGAAAAUGCUUUUAGCGUCGACAAGCCUCUUUCCCUGCCUUCGUCCUGUCUGGGGAAAAGGCAUUUACUUCCGUCCACUGUGAUGGAGUGACUUUGAUGAGACCAAGAGCAGGAUAUAGCUGCAGCCUAAAUGGAAACAACGGGGCAAUUUUAAACAACAUACGAACCGCAAAUUGUUUAUUGUCAUUCAGGCAAAAAUGAAACUGAUUUUAAAGUCACAAAGUAAUUCUUUGGAUGUUUCACAGUGCCUCUGAAUGCAUCGGUUUAUCUCCAAAAUCGUGCUGACAUAAUGUUCUGUAAUUUCUGAGUUCAACUAUUGUCAGAAGAUUUAAAUUAAAGUUCAUUUUCCAACUGUU
Messenger RNA from Xyrichtys novacula (pearly razorfish), 31014 nucleotides. Lineage: Eukaryota; Metazoa; Chordata; Actinopteri; Labriformes; Labridae. The record is from the annotation of a GenBank genome assembly.